Messenger RNA from Ornithorhynchus anatinus (platypus), 1439 nucleotides. It is a transcript of the gene HES4, whose product is annotated as hes family bHLH transcription factor 4. Lineage: Eukaryota; Metazoa; Chordata; Mammalia; Monotremata; Ornithorhynchidae. Gene Ontology annotation, cellular component: nucleus. Gene Ontology annotation, molecular function: RNA polymerase II cis-regulatory region sequence-specific DNA binding; protein dimerization activity; DNA-binding transcription factor activity, RNA polymerase II-specific. The coding region runs from base 232 to 1119 and encodes 295 amino acids. Gene Ontology annotation, biological process: regulation of transcription by RNA polymerase II; anterior/posterior pattern specification; regulation of neurogenesis. The record is from RefSeq and is a predicted model, not a curated record. The transcript is spliced from 4 exons.
GGCGAGGAAAGGCCUGGGGGACGGGCUAACCGGGAUAGAAGGCCUGGCAGCAAGGCGAGAGCGACGCUCAGUGAUCCCCGACCUCGGGUCGUUCCCCCCCCCCCUUUGGAAAAGAGAAAAAAAAAAUCCCCUAAAAGGACCCAGGACCACGCGCCUCCCUAAAAGACCGCCCCUGCUUUUCCCACGAGGGAAGCGCUUGAUUUUUUUUUUUUCCCACGAGGGAAGCGUCUGAUGCGCGACAUGCCGGCCGAUACCCUGGAGAAGCCCAGCGCCUCCCCGCUGGCUGGCGCCCCGGCCAGCUCCAGCCAGACGCCGGACAAGCCCAGGAGCGCCAGCGAGCAUCGCAAGUCCUCAAAACCCAUCAUGGAGAAGAGGCGCCGCGCGCGCAUCAACGAGAGCUUGGGGCAACUCAAGACGCUGAUCCUGGACGCGCUGAAGAAGGAUAGCUCCCGCCACUCGAAGCUGGAGAAGGCUGAUAUCCUGGAAAUGACCGUCAAACACCUGCGGAGCCUUCAGCGGGCCCAGAUGACAGCAGCUCUCAGCGCUGACCCCUCGGUCCUCGGAAAAUACCGCGCCGGAUUCAACGAGUGCAUGAACGAGGUGACCCGUUUCCUGUCCACCUGCGAGGGCGUCAGCUCGGACGUCCGUUCGCGGCUCCUGAGCCAUCUGGCAGCCUGCCUGGGUCAGCUCGUACCUCUGUCCUACCCGCCGCCGCCCUCCGGCCCGCCGCCCACCCACCUGGCCCCUCCGCCGUCCCUGCCCGUCCAGCUGUCCGGUCCUGCAGCCGCCGGCUCCGGCCCCUGCAAGAUGGCCCCGGCCGAGGCCCUGUCCCCCAAACUCUACGGCGGCUUCCAGCUCGUCCCGGCCACCGACGGCCAAUUCGCCUUCCUCAUCCCCGGUCCGGCCUUCGCCUCCUCCCCCGCCGCCGGAGGUCCGGUCCUGCCGCUCUUUGCCAGCCCGUCGGGGCCCAUCGGGGCCGGCGGGGGACCGGGGAGUGCGGGAGGGUCUCCCGCCGCCCCCUCCUCCCCGGUCCAGGGCCUCACGUCCUUCGGGGGCACCGGGAAACGGGCGCCCAGCCCGGGCCUGGACCGCAGCCAGUCCGUCUGGAGGCCUUGGUGACGCCUCCGGCCCCCAACUUCGGGACAAACUUUCUGGGGCGGGGGUGGGAGGGGGGGGGGGUGGGGAGGGAGGGAGAGAAACUUUUGCCAAAGGCGAAACGUGUUUCGUUCCGUUGUAGGGAACGCUUAGGACACUCUUUCUCGAGAGGAUUUUAUUUAUUUCCAGAUGCUGGAAAGUGAAGCUCUAGUUUUUGUUUUUUUUACAGGAAAAUAAACGCCUUUAUCCCAGGGGGAAAAGUCGAUAGAGUGUAUCCACGUCACCGUGUGGUGGCUCGCUGUGUCUCUUCUUUGUCGAGAUUAAAAGAAACAACCAAACUGCGA